GUAAAAUGUUUCUUAGUGUGUGGGAUUUAGUGCUUUGUUUUUCCCUCUACAGAUGCACCUUUGGUUCUCCCUAGUGCUUGGUGAAUCUUUUUUCCCACUUUUUUCUCUUCUUUGUUCCAAGCUAUGUCAUGAAGAGUAACCCACCCAUCCUACUCUGCUUUGGGCCUCUACACUUUACUCUUCUUAGCUUUAAGAUAGAUGAUGAUCAUUUCCUGUGGGUUUAAGGAUUGCAAACAAAUGGGUCACCUACUUCUCGUUUUUGUUCACUACUGAUGGGUCUCUGCCACUGUUUCAGAUGCAUUUAUUUCCCCCUUUGCAUCCAUUCAUGUGUUUUACCCCUCUCACACAUUAAAGUUCAUAAAUAAACACAUCAAGAUCUCACUCUGCACUCUCUUAUCAGACAAAUGAAGCCGAAAGUUUCAAAAUUUUCCUAGUUCUGUUCACAGCAGGGGCAAAUGGCGAAGGAUUACCCGGGAUCUCCGAAAGCCCAGCAAUUGUUGGAAUCGAAGAAGCAGCGGCUCGCCUACAUCUUGGCGGUGAGCGGGCUCUGCGUCGUGUUCUACAUCCUCGGCGCAUGGCAAAACUCCGCCGCCGCACCCAAAACCCCCACCACAUCCACCACCAUUUCCAAAAUUGGCUGCGACUCCUCCCACCCGCUCCCCAAUUCGCACUCCCAGCCCGCGCCAUCUUUAUCAUCCUCCUCUUUUAUAGCUUCUGAGCCGAUGCUCGAUUUCGAGGCCCACCACCAGCUGGCCCUCGACGAUUCCGCGGCCUCGGCCGGGACGUUCCCGGCCUGCGCUCUCAACUUCAGUGAGUAUACCCCGUGCCAGGACCGCACCCGGGGCCGGCGGUUCGACCGAGCAAUGCUCGCUUACCGGGAGCGGCAUUGCCCGGACAAGGAUGAGCUCAUCCGGUGCCUCGUGCCGGCCCCCCACGGGUACAAGGCCCCGUUUAAGUGGCCGCAGAGUAGGGAUUACGCUUGGUAUGACAACAUUCCUCACAAGGAGCUUAGCAUUGAGAAGGCCAUUCAGAAUUGGAUCCAGGUCGAGGGCGACCGGUUCCGGUUUCCCGGCGGCGGGACAAUGUUCCCGCGGGGGGCCGACGCGUACAUUGAUGACAUAAAUGAGCUCAUUCCUUUAACCAAGGGGAAUAUUAGAACUGCACUUGAUACUGGAUGCGGAGUUGCUAGCUGGGGAGCUUAUUUGCUGAAGAGAGAUAUCAUAACAAUGUCGUUUGCGCCGAGGGACACGCACGAGGCGCAGGUGCAGUUUGCUUUGGAGAGAGGAGUGCCGGCAAUGAUCGGAGUGAUGGCCACGCAGAGGAUGCCGUAUCCGGCUAGAGCUUUCGACAUGGCUCAUUGUUCGCGGUGUCUAAUUCCUUGGCAUGCUUAUGAUGGACUGUACCUUAUUGAGGUCGAUAGACUUUUAAGGCCGGGAGGCUAUUGGAUUCUGUCGGGCCCUCCGAUCAAUUGGAAGAAGUAUUGGAGAGGUUGGGAGAGGACCAAAGAAGAUCUAAAGGAAGAGCAAGACAAGAUCGAGGAUGUCGCGACGCGCCUGUGCUGGAAGAAGGUGAUCGAGAAGGAGGAUCUCUCGGUUUGGCAGAAGCCCAUCAACCACGCCGAUUGCAUUAAGAGCAGAAAGGUCUAUAAAACCCCUCACAUCUGCAAGAACGACAACGCUGAUGCCGCCUGGUACAAGAAGAUGGAAGCUUGCAUAACUCCGCUGCCGGACGUGGACAGUGAGGAAGAAGUUGCGGGUGGGGAGUUGAAGAAAUGGCCAGAUAGGGCGUUCUCCGUCCCGCCAAGAAUAACUAGAGGCUCUAUUCCAGGGAUAAACGCAAAGAAAUUCGAAGAUGACAGCAAGAUGUGGAACGAGAGGGUGGCACACUACAAGCGGAUUGUUGCCCCUCUAUCUCAAGGGCAGUAUAGGAAUGUGAUGGACAUGAAUGCAAACCUGGGCGGAUUCGCGGCUGCCAUGAAUAAGUUUCCGGUCUGGGUAAUGAACGUGGUACCUGCCAAUUCGAACCACGACACACUUGGUCUGAUAUAUGAACGUGGGUUCAUUGGCACAUACCAGGACUGGUGUGAAGCUUUCUCGACGUAUCCAAGGACUUAUGAUCUCAUUCAUGCAGACAAUGUGUUUAGCAUUUAUCAGGACAGUAUUUUGAAUAUUCAUAGGUGCGACAUCACAUACAUACUCUUGGAGAUGGAUAGGAUAUUGAGGCCGGAGGGAACGGCCAUAAUCCGCGACACGGUCGAGGUCCUGACUAAAGUUAAGAGCAUAACAGAUGGAAUGAGAUGGAAGAGUCAUAUCUCAGACCACGAAAACGGCCCUUUCAACCCCGAGAAAAUCCUCGUAGCCGUUAAGAGCUACUGGACUGCGGAGGCCUCCACAGAGCAGUAGCAGUCGACGCUUUUCAUCGCCCGGAGUAUCUUCUUUGCUAUUAUUGCUAUCCAACAUUGAAGCAAUUUUGCCGUUGAUGUGUAGCAUUAGAUUAUCUAUUUUCUUACGUGCCCGUCCUUUCUUCGCCUUCGAACUUUCGCCUCGAUUCGAUGUAUCUAAUUCUUUGAGACUCCCUUGUAAGAAAGGGAGCUUUGAAACGGUGAGGUGUGAGUGGGUUAGUGAGAUACUAAAAUAGCCGCGGAACACGGAGCUUUGGGACUUGUUGUUUGUGCUCAUCAUGAUCAAUACGAGUAUUAAUUUAUGCAGUAA
Messenger RNA from Ananas comosus (pineapple), 2711 nucleotides. Its product is annotated as probable methyltransferase PMT18. The coding region runs from base 456 to 2402 and encodes 648 amino acids. The transcript is spliced from 6 exons. Gene Ontology annotation, molecular function: methyltransferase activity. Gene Ontology annotation, cellular component: endosome; trans-Golgi network; cytoplasm. NCBI's taxonomy places the organism in Eukaryota, Viridiplantae, Streptophyta, Magnoliopsida, Poales, Bromeliaceae. The record is from RefSeq and is a predicted model, not a curated record.